Triticum dicoccoides is the source of this 1200-nucleotide messenger RNA. Its product is annotated as RING-H2 finger protein ATL67-like. Bases 352 to 1200 code for a protein of 282 amino acids. The record is from RefSeq and is a predicted model, not a curated record. Gene Ontology annotation, biological process: protein ubiquitination. Gene Ontology annotation, molecular function: transferase activity. Lineage: Eukaryota; Viridiplantae; Streptophyta; Magnoliopsida; Poales; Poaceae. The transcript is spliced from 4 exons.
CCCUCCCGAAGUCAUGACAGCUGAGCCGAGCAGAGCAUCUCCAUCCGCCGCCAUUACUCCUCGGCCCGUGCCACUUCUCCGGCAAUAAAUGCAGCCGCUGGCGCCGUCCACCCACCACCAUCAGAUCUAGCGCCCCCUCGCCGCGACGGGACGAGAAGGAAACGAAGAAAAAUCACCACGCCACCAUCCACAUUUACUCCCUUCCACCCCACUCCACCAGGACUCGACUCUAGCUAGAGCUAGUCGUUCGAUCGACCCACCCCACACGCGCACGCCACCGAUGCCAUUCCUCCACUUUCCCACUGCAAAAUCAUCUCGGCCGCCGCCGCCGCCGGUACCGCUACCCUCGCCAUGACGACACCGUCCCUCCUCUCCUCGCUCGCCACGCUCGGCCUCGGCUACUCCAUUGCCAUCGCGCUUGGCUUCCUCGUCCUCCUCGCCUCCGUCCUGCUCGCGUCCUACUUCUGCUUCCGACACGGCGAGGGCGCGGGCGGCCACUUCGCCGGCGCCAUCACGCCCACGUCCAGCUCCAGCCACCUCUCCAUCACCGUCCCGCGCGUGCUGUUCGUCGCCGAGGGGUCCGAGUCCCCCGAGGCCUACUCCUCGGCAGCCGCGGCCGCCUCGUCGCCAGUCGGGCUCGACCUCGCUGCCAUCGCGUCGUAUCCCAAGGCCCUCUUCUCCAGGGCCGCGGGCGGCGACGCCAUGUGUUCGAUCUGCCUGUCCGAGUACAUGGACGGCGUGAUGCUACGGCUGAUGCCCGAGUGCAGGCACAGGUUCCACGUCAUGUGCCUCGACGCCUGGCUGCGCAGGAGCGCGUCGUGCCCCGUUUGCAGAUCGUCCCCCAUCCCCACGCCAGUCACCACGCCGCUCGCGACGCCACUCUCGGAGCUCGUCCCGCUCUCGCAAUACGCCGCUGACCGGCGGCGCAGCAGCAUGAAGAAACCCUUGCAUGGCUUCGUCUUGCAUGGCCUUUACAGGCGCUGUGGAUCCCGGUGGAUCCCGGUCCUUGCUGGUGGGAGGGGUUUGUGUCCUGCUCAAAAACACAUAAAGACAAGAAGGCGGCGGUGGCUCCCUGAAGUUGAAAUAAGGUUCUUCCCGUCUAGCCUCCAUUAUUAUGGUGUUUCUAGCGCCAUCGGAAGGUUGGAUUCUUCUGAUCUACACUUCUCUUCAUCGACGGCGGUUGCUGUUCUCGUGUGUUGA